UCACCGGUCGAUCCCCAAGUCGCAUGCCACGCCGGCGCUCUUGAUCGGGCCUGCACGAUUCUUCCCCAUGUGAUGUGCGUGCAUACGAGAGCGCAACAAUGCUAGCUAGCUCACAUGGAUCUCGGGGUGUUCAUGGCGAGGGACCGGCCACCGAGACGCCAGUACGAGCGGCUCCGCGGCGACCUCUGCGGCGGCGAGGAGGUGGGGGGUGACUCGAGGCCGGCGGCGGCGUCAGCUGCCUGCAGGUGGACGAAGGCGAGGCGGCCGCUGCGUCUGCGGAGGAGGGUGGGGAUGGCGCCGCGUGCGGGCAAGAGAGGCGCCGUGAGGCUGCUGAUGCGGCUGCUGUUCGUCCUGGUGCCGGCGCGGCGUGCGGCCGCGCUUCUGGCGGAGCUGGUGCGACGGGUCGUGGCGGCGGCGGAAUGCCCCGCCAUCGUCUUCUCCUCGCAGUGGGGCCUCCCCGCGCUUUCACACUCCGCCAGCGGCGGCGCCAGCCGCAGAGCAAGGCUGCGGGCUUUCUACCUUCAGAGGAGCCUCUCCGCCGGCUCGAGCUCCGGCGUCGCCUCCCCUUGCUAGAUCAUCAGCAACCAUUAACGCACGGCAGCUGUCAGCUACAGUCGGUAGCCUCGUACUAAACCAUCUUCUUCUCCAAUGUAAUCAUGCAUGCCAUGUGAGGCUCCCGGCCGGUUCGUGACGAUGAUCAUGCACAUGGUUGCAAGAAAAGAAUGUCGCUGUAUGGCCAGUACGUUUGGGUACGUUAACUGAGCCAACUUGCGAUUCGUUUCUCAAAUAAUGCAGAGACCGUGAUGUACGUGUGGGCUUUUUAAACUUGUUUGACGUUCGGUGA
Molecule: messenger RNA, 844 nt
Organism: Lolium perenne
Lineage: Eukaryota; Viridiplantae; Streptophyta; Magnoliopsida; Poales; Poaceae
Source: RefSeq, a predicted model, not a curated record